Molecule: messenger RNA, 630 nt
Organism: Candidula unifasciata
Lineage: Eukaryota; Metazoa; Mollusca; Gastropoda; Stylommatophora; Geomitridae
Source: the annotation of a GenBank genome assembly
UCAGUAUCAGUCCAGAUGAGUGAGAUAUUCAAACUGGCACAUUCCAGACUUGCAACUCUUCUACACAAAGAGGGAACUUUACCAGACGCUGACCUGAUGUACUUCCUCACACAUCGAGAAAUUGGGACUUUACUCAGCUCCCACUCCCCGCACCUUAUAAUCAAAGCUCAGAGGAGAAGAAAAGUUCUGGUCAAGCAGAUGGAAAAAACAUUUGAGAGAAUUAACUUGUGUCGCCCAAUGCCAGUGGUCACCUGCAAUCAGGAGACAAGCCUUGCAACCUUGGAUUGUUUGAAAGGUAUGCCAGUCAGUCAAGGUCAGGUGACUGGACCAGCCCAAGUUGUACAUGAUCUACAGGAUGCCUGGCUGAUUAAGGCUGGGGACAUUCUGGUUGUCAGAUGUACAGAUGUUGGCUGGUCUCCCUACUUCCCCCUCAUUGCAGGACUGGUCACGGAACUGGGUGGUCUGAUAUCACACGGUGCAGUAGUGGCCCGUGAGUAUGGGAUACCAUGUGUGGUGAACGUGGCUGGUGCAACCACAAUCAUUAAGUCUGGUGAACCCCUGAGACUGGAUGGUCGAAUGGGAAUAGUCCAGCGUCUGAUGACAUCAGAGAAUGGGCAGUUGAACCUCUGA